Molecule: messenger RNA, 3280 nt
Organism: Nomascus leucogenys (northern white-cheeked gibbon)
Lineage: Eukaryota; Metazoa; Chordata; Mammalia; Primates; Hylobatidae
Gene: RAF1
Product: Raf-1 proto-oncogene, serine/threonine kinase
Biological process (GO): signal transduction; protein phosphorylation
Cellular component (GO): mitochondrion; plasma membrane; cytosol
Molecular function (GO): ATP binding; protein kinase activity
Source: RefSeq, a predicted model, not a curated record
AGAAUCGGAGAGCCGGUGGCGUCGCAGGUCGGGAGGACGAGCACCGAGUCGAGGGCUCGCUUGCCGGGGCCGCCCGAGAGUCUUAAUCGCGGGCGUUUGGGCCGCCAUCUUAGAUGGCGGGAGUAAGAGGAAAACGAUUGUGAGGCGGGAACGGUUUUCUGCUGCUUUUUUUGGGGCCCCGAAAAGGGUCAGCUGGCCGGGCUUUGGGGCGCGUGCCCUGAGGCGCGGAGUGCGUUUGCUACGAUGCGGGGGCUGCUCGGGGCUCCGUCCCCUGGACUGGGGACGCGCCGAAUGUGACCGCCUCCCGCUCCCUCACCCGCCGCGGGGAGGAGGAGCGGGCGAGAAGCUGCCGCCGAACGACAGGACGUUGGGGCGGCCUGGCUCCCUCAGGUUUAAGAAUUGUUUAAGCUGCAUCAAUGGAGCACAUACAGGGAGCUUGGAAGACGAUCAGCAAUGGUUUUGGAUUCAAAGAUGCCGUGUUUGAUGGCUCCAGCUGCAUCUCUCCUACAAUAGUUCAGCAGUUUGGCUAUCAGCGCCGGGCAUCAGAUGAUGGCAAACUUACAGAUCCUUCUAAGACAAGCAACACUAUCCGUGUUUUCUUGCCGAACAAGCAAAGAACAGUGGUCAAUGUGCGAAAUGGAAUGAGCUUGCAUGACUGCCUUAUGAAAGCACUCAAGGUGAGGGGCCUGCAACCAGAGUGCUGUGCAGUGUUCAGACUUCUCCACGAACACAAAGGUAAAAAAGCACGCUUAGAUUGGAAUACUGAUGCUGCGUCUUUGAUUGGAGAAGAACUUCAAGUAGAUUUCCUGGAUCAUGUUCCGCUCACAACACACAACUUUGCUCGGAAGACGUUCCUGAAGCUUGCCUUCUGUGACAUCUGUCAGAAAUUCCUGCUGAACGGAUUUCGAUGUCAGACUUGUGGCUACAAAUUUCAUGAGCACUGUAGCACCAAAGUACCUACUAUGUGUGUGGACUGGAGUAACAUCAGACAGCUCUUAUUGUUUCCAAAUUCCACUAUUGGUGAUAGUGGAGUCCCAGCACUACCUUCUUUGACUAUGCGUCGUAUGCGAGAGUCUGUUUCCAGGAUGCCUGUUAGUUCUCAGCACAGAUAUUCUACACCUCACGCCUUCACCUUUAACACCUCCAGUCCCUCAUCUGAAGGUUCCCUCUCCCAGAGGCAGAGGUCGACGUCCACACCUAAUGUCCACAUGGUCAGCACCACCCUGCCUGUGGACAGCAGGAUGAUUGAGGAUGCAAUUCGAAGUCACAGCGAAUCAGCCUCACCUUCAGCCCUGUCCAGUAGCCCCAACAAUCUGAGCCCAACAGGCUGGUCACAGCCGAAAACCCCCGUGCCGGCACAAAGAGAGCGGGCACCAGUAUCCGGGACCCAGGAGAAAAACAAAAUUAGGCCUCGGGGACAGAGAGAUUCAAGCUAUUACUGGGAAAUAGAAGCCAGUGAAGUGAUGCUGUCCACUCGGAUUGGGUCAGGCUCUUUUGGAACCGUUUAUAAGGGUAAAUGGCACGGAGAUGUUGCAGUAAAGAUCCUAAAGGUUGUUGACCCAACCCCAGAGCAAUUCCAGGCCUUCAGGAAUGAGGUGGCUGUUCUGCGCAAAACACGGCAUGUGAACAUUCUGCUUUUCAUGGGGUACAUGACAAAGGACAACCUGGCAAUUGUGACCCAGUGGUGUGAGGGCAGCAGCCUCUACAAACACCUGCAUGUCCAGGAGACCAAGUUUCAGAUGUUCCAGCUAAUUGACAUUGCCCGGCAGACGGCUCAGGGAAUGGACUAUUUGCAUGCAAAGAACAUCAUCCACAGAGACAUGAAAUCCAACAAUAUAUUUCUCCAUGAAGGCUUAACAGUGAAAAUUGGAGAUUUUGGUUUGGCAACAGUAAAGUCACGCUGGAGUGGUUCUCAGCAGGUUGAACAACCUACUGGCUCUGUCCUGUGGAUGGCCCCAGAGGUGAUCCGAAUGCAGGAUAACAACCCAUUCAGUUUCCAGUCGGAUGUCUACUCCUAUGGCAUCGUAUUGUAUGAGCUGAUGACAGGGGAGCUUCCUUAUUCUCACAUCAACAACCGAGAUCAGAUCAUCUUCAUGGUGGGCCGAGGAUAUGCCUCCCCAGAUCUUAGUAAGCUAUAUAAGAACUGCCCCAAAGCAAUGAAGAGGCUGGUAGCUGACUGUGUGAAGAAAGUAAAGGAAGAGAGGCCUCUUUUUCCCCAGAUCCUGUCUUCCAUUGAGCUGCUCCAACACUCUCUACCGAAGAUCAACCGGAGUGCUUCCGAGCCAUCCUUGCAUCGGGCAGCCCACACUGAGGAUAUCAACGCUUGCACGCUGACCACGUCCCCGAGGCUGCCUGUCUUCUAGUUGACUUUGCACCUGCCUUCAGGCUGCCAGGGGAGGAGGAGAAGCCAGCAGGCACCACUUUUCUGCUCCCUUUCUCCAGAGGCAGAACACAUGUUUUCAGAGAAGCUGCUGCUAAGGACCUUCUAGACUGCUCACAGGGCCUUAACUUCAUGUUGCCUUCUUUUCUAUCCCUUUGGGCCCUGGGAGAAGGAAGCCAUUUGCAGUGCUGGUGCGUCCUGCUCUCUCCCUACGUUCCCCAUGCUCAAGGCCCAGUCUUCUGUAGAUGUGCAAGUGGAUGUUGAUGGUAGUACAAAAAGCAGGGGCCCAGCCCAGCUGUUGGCUACAUGAGUAUUUAGCGGAAGUAAAGUAGCAGGCAGUCCAGCCCUGAUGUGGAGACACAUGGGAUUUUGGAAAUCAACUUCUGGAGGAAUGCAUGUCACAGGCGGGAGUUUCUUCAGAGAGUGGUGCAGCGCCAGACAUUUUGCACAUACGGCACCAAACAGCCCAGGACUGCCGAGACUCUGGCCGCCCGAAGGAGCCUGCUUUGGUACUAUACUAUGGAACUUUUCUUAGGGGACACGUCCUCCUUUCACAGCUUCUAACGUGUCCAGUGCAUUGGGAUGGUUUUCCAGGCAAGGCACUCGGCCAGUCCGCAUCUCAGCCCUCUCAGGGAGCAGUCUUCCAUCAUGCUGAAUUUUGUCUUCCAGGAGCUGCCCCUAUGGGGCGGGGCCGCAGGGCCAGCCUUGUUUCUCUAACAAACAAACAAACAAACAGCCUUGUUUCUCUAGUCACAUCAUGUGUAUACAAGGAAGCCAGGAAUACAGGUUUUCUUGAUGAUUUGGGUUUUAAUUUUGUUUUUAUUGCACCUGACAAAAUACAGUUAUCUGAUGGUCCCUCAAUUAUGUUAUUUUAAUAAAAUAAAUUAAAUUUAGGUGUAA